AUGGAGUUGCAAGUUUCGACAGAUUUACCGUCCACCGAGUUGUCAGUAACGACACCUGCCACUGCAGAAGUUGGCGAGAUCGAGGUGCCGUCAAACAUCUCGUCAUCUUUGCCACAUGUUCGGCCGGUCGAAGCUGAAAUGGUACAGUCAAAUCCGAUGUACAACAUGGAAGCGCUGCAGAUGGACGGUGACGAGUCUAAAACCUGCUCGACUGAACCAUCGGUCCGCCAGGCAAAUAGUAUCCAGGAUAUGGUGGUAACCCGCGGCGGUCGCAGUGACGCAGUCACGAACCCGACGGUGACCGCGGUAAUUACCAAACGCCGCUCCCUGUGGACCCAAAUUAUUUGUUGCGGCGCUUUAUCGGCAUAG
Molecule: messenger RNA, 369 nt
Organism: Metopolophium dirhodum (rose-grain aphid)
Lineage: Eukaryota; Metazoa; Arthropoda; Insecta; Hemiptera; Aphididae
Exons: 1
Coding region: 1-369 (122 amino acids)
Source: RefSeq, a predicted model, not a curated record